Talaromyces rugulosus is the source of this 3072-nucleotide messenger RNA. RefSeq lists its product as uncharacterized. Gene Ontology annotation, molecular function: catalytic activity; protein binding. Gene Ontology annotation, biological process: nucleoside metabolic process. Lineage: Eukaryota; Fungi; Ascomycota; Eurotiomycetes; Eurotiales; Trichocomaceae. The annotation marks the transcript as partial. The transcript is spliced from 5 exons. The record is from RefSeq and is a predicted model, not a curated record.
AUGAACAACAAAAGAGAAUACGAGUCUGAUAUUGCAGAUCAGCGAAUAACAAAGCGGACUCGACUCACGGAGGAACUUUUGACACAGGAUAACUAUACAGUAGGAUGGAUAUGUGCUCUUCCAAUCGAACUAACAGCAGCCAAAGGAAUGCUCGAUGCUAUCCAUCCCAGGAUUCCACAAAAUAAUAACGACACGAACUCUUAUACUCUGGGAAGAAUAGGUAACCACAAUGUGGUUAUCACGUGCGGAGCGACCGGGAGGGCUUCUGCAUCAACAGCAGCAAAGGAUAUGCUCCGAAGCUUUUGUUCUAUUCGUUUCUGUUUGAUGGUUGGCAUCGGGGGCGGCGUACCAAGUUCUAAACAAGAUAUCCGUCUUGGUGAUGUUGUAGUUAGCCACGCGGAAAGUACCCAUGGAGGUGUUAUUCAAUAUGACCGUGGAAAAAUAAAUAAUAAUGGUAAAUUUGUGCGGACUGGAUCAUUGAACAAACCACCACGUAUUCUCAGGAAUGCAGUCUCCGACCUUCAGUCGUCACAUUUGGAACGUGAUAACGCCAUUAACAAAUUUGUGUCCAAAAUGCUUGAAGAUAAACCAAAAUUGCGGGAAAAGUUCCAAUACCCUGGUGCCGCCAACGAUAUUCUCUUUUACGCGACAUACGAUUGCGAGAGCUUCAAUGGAGACUGUUCUAAAUGUGAUGUAAAACGAGUUGUGAAUCGCAAAUUACGAAACUCUCUUGAUCCGGUUGUUUAUUAUGGCUUGAUUGGCUCUGCGGAUUGCGUUAUCAAACAUGGCGCUACAAGAGAACGACUGAAAAAAGACAACGACAUCUUGUGCUUUGAAAUGGAAGCUGCUGGCCUUAUGGAUGAUUUUCCAUGUCUUGUUAUCAGAGGAAUCUCCGACUAUUCGGACGCCCACAAAAACGACAUCUGGCAAGGUUAUGCUGCGGCAACCUCUGCUGCAUAUGCCAAAGAACUUCUCCUUGAUAUAACUCCUCAAAAACUGAGCUCAAGCGAAAGAGCGAUGGAUAUUACGAAGAACUUACAGGAAGACAUUUCCAGACUGGAUCAAAAUCUCCAUCAUUUACUGAUUGAAGCUGACACGUCAAAACGUCAAAAAAUCCUUGAUUGGUUAUCGUCUGUUGAAGAUUACGCAAGCCAUUCUAUUGCCAUUGAAAAGCAGCAACCAGGAACGGGGAGCUGGUUUAUUAUGUCUCUCGAAUUCAGAACGUGGCUGGAAAGUGAAGUAGGAACUCUCCUUUGCCAGGGAAUUCCUGGCUCCGGAAAGACCGUUAUGGCGUCAAUGGUCAUAAAAGUAUUAAAAGAAGCCCAGAAGUCCGGUGACAUCGCAUGCGUCUUUGUAUAUUGCGAGCACAAUCGACGGUUACAACAGACAGUAAAGGGAAUUCUGUCAUCCUUUCUCAGACAGAUAGCGGAGAGUUUUGAACGUAUUCCUCCGCUUCUAGAGAGAAUUUACGCAGAAUUCAAUAUUACCAAAUCUACACCCUCUGUUAAAGAAGUUGAGGAUGCAAUUAUCGAACUUAGCUCUCACUUCGGAAGGGUGUUUUUCGUUUUAGAUGGUCUUGACGAGUGCUCAGAAAAGGUUCAGAGCAAGUUGGUAAAUUCUCUUCAACGCUUACAAAGGGAAGCUGAUAUUAGUUUACUAAUCACAUGCCGUCCAACUGGGCUUUCGGAUUAUGGGUUCGAAAGGUGUAUUCGAUUAGAAAUUCGUGCGGAUCCUGGCGACAUAGAACUUUACAUAAAUGAGUGUCUUACAUGCUUUCCGUCAUUUGUGAAGCGAAAUCAUGGAUUGCAGGAAAAAAUCAAAGACCACAUUAUGCUUGUAACAGAUGGCAUGUUCUUGCCAGCUACACUUCACCUUAACCUGUUAGAACACAAAAGAACAGAAUUGGAUGUUAUUAAAACCUUAAAGGAACUCCAAGACGGCUCAGAUGCGCUAUCUCGAGCAUAUUUAAUGACCAUGGAGAGAAUUGAUUCCCAAAACGAAGAUGACCGUGACUGGGCGCACAGAAUUAUUUCAUGGGUUGUUCAUGCAAAACGAGCAUUGACUACUGUGGAACUUCAACAUGCUCUCUCAGUAAAACUCAAUCAGAUGGAUUUACAAGAGAAUUGUUUUCCAUGCAUUGAAGAGCUUUUGACUCUUUGUGCAGGGCUAGUUACCCUCAAUCGAUACAACAAUACUGUGCAGAUAGUGCACUUCACCACCCAAAAGUUUUUCGAAUAUUUACAAGCAAUGUGGAUAGAUUGCGCGCAUUUAGAGAUAUCAAAGUGCUGCUUGACAUAUCUCAGCUUUACUCCCUUUACCACCGGCCUUUGUGUGAAUAAAGACGCGUUUGUUGCGAGAUCAAACAGAUAUGUCUUCCUUGAUUACGCAGCUCUCUACUGGGGAGAGCAUGCACGGGGAGUUCAACGACAAAUCGAACAGUUUGCACAAAAAUUUUUUGAUAACACAUCACUUAUCGCCAGUUCCGUUCAAGCUAUGCACAGCUCAGUCAAAUGGAGUGUAGAAACGGAAACCAGAAACUGGUCAGGCAUACAUCUAGCUACCUAUUUUGGGCUGAACUUUCUGCUAUCCAAUUUACUAAGCAGGUCACCACAUGAUUUGGCAACCACAGUGAAUACCCCAGAUGCUAAAUCACAAACACUGCUCUGGAUUGCAGCAUUUAGAGAUCAAGGGGAUACUAUAGCACUGCUUCUUGGGCAAGGAGCAGAUCCUAAUCUUCAAUUUAAAGAGGGCGGAAACACCUUUGAGAUUGCAAUCGAGUUAAACCACGUAAAUGUGGUAAAGCAAUUAGUUGAAGCUAAGGCGGACGUCAACAUUGAAGGCGGGUAUUAUGGAAGACCACUUUUCGCUGCCAUAGCAUGCCAGCGAGAAGAGUUAGUUACAUACCUCCUACAAGCCGGUGCUGACCUCAAUCUUGGAGGUGGUGAGUAUGGAAAUGCAUUUUAUGCUGCUGCAGUAGGAGGAAACUUGGAGAUUGUUCGACGGCUCCUUGAUAAUGGAACGGAUGUGAACUUGCCUGGCACUGGUGAGUACGGUAGCGCUUUGCAGGCUGCG